Molecule: messenger RNA, 1112 nt
Organism: Cyprinodon variegatus (sheepshead minnow)
Lineage: Eukaryota; Metazoa; Chordata; Actinopteri; Cyprinodontiformes; Cyprinodontidae
Product: myosin-2-like
Exons: 4
Coding region: 128-631 (167 amino acids)
Source: RefSeq, a predicted model, not a curated record
GGAGGAACAGGCGACAUUCAUCCAGGGAUGAACCAGUGACUAUCUGCGCUAUUCGGUUCAACAGACGCACUUCCUUCAUGCAAACAUUAAGCAUCAAUUGAGGGGGAAAAAAUAUAAAUAAGCGGAGAUGAAGCUGCUGAUUUUUUUUGUAGCCGUCAGCAUUGCGGUGAUGGCAGCGAUGAUUUUCCAGACUCUGCGCCAGGAGCUGAGUCUCCGCAACCUGAAGGCCCGCAUGGUGGAGAGCACCGUGGAAGUCAAGAGAAGAGAGGACUCCAUCAUGGAGCUGAAAUCUAAAAUCUUGGAGCUCAAGUCCUCCGUGGAAACCACCAACCAGAAGCUGGAGGAGCUGAAGAAGGAGAAGACUGAGAAAGAGGCGGCGGUAAAGCAGGCAGAGAAAGGUCUGGAGACCUGCAACGCAGAGAAGGGAAAAGCUGAACAGAAGAAGAAUGAGCUGGAAGAUUCCAUAAAUAAGCUCAAAACUGACCAUGAAGCGGAAAAGACCAAGGCUCAGGGGGAGAUUGGGAGCUUGAAACAACAGAUCUUGGACAGAGACAAAGCUAUUUGUGUCUAUGCAGAUAUGGGCAAGGAGGAGGCACGGAAACUGUGUGGAGAGUCCGGUGCUGCACAAUAAAAUUAAGUACAAUUAAACCUUGAAGACCCUUUUUCCACAAAGGAACACCUCUUAAAAAGAACAAUUUGGUGUUUUAUAUAUAUAUAUAUAUAUAUAUAUAUAUAUAUUUUUGUUUUGUUUAUUUUUUGAUUAAAAUGAGUGUCAUGCACAUUAAACGUGUUGGUUAAAUGGAGCUGACUUUUGGGGUGGGGGAAAUAGUUUUUCAUAUUUUUAUACACAUUGUAUAUUUGUUUAAAGUGUUUGUUUCAGUUUGAGCUCUUUUGGCUUCUUUUCUAUAAUUUUUAAUUAAAUGAGGCUGUUAACUAUUGCAUUCAAAGGUAUUUGAGCUCCAUUGUGUUGAGGUUUUUAUUUUUGAUUUGCUGAACAGUUCAACUGUCCUGAAUUAUAAUCUAAAAAAUUACUUGCACUGUUGGGUCAUCACAGAACUUUAUGUUUAAAACAUGACAGUUGUUAAAACAUUAAAAUCAUACAUUUUGCCAGU